This is a messenger RNA of Sphaeroforma arctica JP610, 537 nucleotides long. RefSeq lists its product as hypothetical. The record is from RefSeq and is a predicted model, not a curated record. The coding region runs from base 1 to 537 and encodes 178 amino acids. NCBI's taxonomy places the organism in Eukaryota, Ichthyosporea, Ichthyophonida. The transcript has 2 exons.
AUGGGCCAUAAUCUGCGUGCAUCAAGAAGGCACAAGUCACUACGAUUUAAUGUGUACUUUGGUCGCAGACCGAAUCAACUCACGGACUACAACGAGCCAGUGACCGCACCCAGUACAACAGUAUCUUGGGAAAAGCCACUGCAUAAUCUAGAAGAAGCCGUCAGGCCACAACUAGAUAGUAUUGCUGCGCAAUAUCAAGAGAAGAUGUGCGCAUCAUUCGACCGGCAGUACCAAAAGAAGGAGAGCAAUGGGUAUUUGACUGUAACCUUGGUGGGACUAAAGCCCCCCGAAAAUUCUGACUCGGUCAGUGAUGAGCUACUUGGACUUGUGAAAAGAGCCAGUACUACGGAAGCAUUCACUUCCAAUAAUCACGUACAACCAAACGAGGAAACUCAACUAUCCUCGAUACUCGACGACAGGCCGUCCACCCGAGGAGGUGGAACCCAGGAAACCUACUGCAAUGAACAGAUGGGGAGUUACAACAUAACGUCAACGCCAUCGACGCAAACGAAAGCAGUCAAGGCCAAAGAAGCCUAA